Molecule: messenger RNA, 2191 nt
Organism: Mya arenaria
Lineage: Eukaryota; Metazoa; Mollusca; Bivalvia; Myida; Myidae
Product: RNA-binding motif protein, X-linked 2-like
Exons: 9
Coding region: 1-1584 (527 amino acids)
Molecular function (GO): RNA binding
Source: RefSeq, a predicted model, not a curated record
AUGUAUUUGGGCAUAACAUCUUGGACUUUGGAGAAGGCAUUCAAAGACUGUGGUGAAAUAGAAUCCAUCCGCUACAGAUGUGUGCCUGUGAAUGACCCAUCCGUGCCUAAAAAGGUGAUUGCUAUUAAGAAAGAUUUCCACCCAGAGCGACACAACUGUGUUGGAUUUAUCUGCUUCAAGACCAACGAGGCUGCAGAGAAGGCUCUCGAAUUAAAUGGUCAUGAGCUGAAAGGUCUACAUAUUAGAGUGGACUGGGCUUCUAAAGACAAGGAGAAAGAUGUUAAAAAGUCUGUGUUUGUUGGGAAUCUACCAUUUGAUGUUGAAGAGGAGGCUGUUCGGAACCACUUUGAGGAUUGUGGGAAGAUCACCAAUGUGCGGCUGAUUAGGGACAAGAAGACGUGCAUCGGGAAGGGCUUUGGAUAUGUCACUUUUGAGGACAAAGAUGGAGUAGGGUUUGCAAUGAAGUUGUCAGGCCAGAAGUUGAAGGGGAGAGAACUGCGUGUGAUGGCUUGCUCCAGCAGUGCCGGGCACGAGAAGAAACACAAACAAGUGAAAAUAUCCUUUUGUUUUAGCAAGUUAUAUGUAUUUUGGUAUGAGAAUGUCUCACAAUCUCCUGGCUUAAAAGAAAAGAAGCAGAAGACUAAACAACAGUUGCCUAGCAACCCUUCUAAAACUGCAUUCAAAGGUGAAGAGUCAAAGAAGGAAAAGACAAAAAAGAAAGACAAGAAGUCAUACUCCAAGAAAAUAAAGGUUCCAUUCAAAACGAUCACGAAAGAUGAUGGGUUGAAAGCAGACAUUCAGGCUCUGAUAGAUUCAGAGACAAAGAAAGGGGGAGAAAGCACAAAGGAACCCAAAGUGGAUAAGAUAGACAAGACAAUGAAAAUAAAGGAAAAGAAAAUUAAGACGGUUGAUACAGGAGAAAAAAAUAAGGUGGAAAAUGGAAAAAAGGCAUUCACAAAGGCACAAAGUAGUUCCAAUGGCAAAGCAGAUUUGGAGAAGUUUGGAAAGAAAGUGAAUGCAAUUAAACCAGGUACGAGUGAUGGAAAAGCAGAUAAAUUCGAAAAGAAGCAGACAUUUGACAAAAAAGGUUUUGGUAAACAAGAGAACAGGAAGUUUGGGAACAAAAUGAAUAAGAGUUUUGGAGGUUUUGAUAAAAGGGGAGGUAAACCAUUUGAAAACAAGGGAAGUAAACCACCAUUUGAAAGCAGGGGUGGUAAACCAUUUGAAAACAAGGGAAGUAAACCACCAUUUGAAAGCAGGGGAGGUAAACCAUUUGAAAACAAGGGAAGUAAACCACCAUUUGAAAGCAGGGGAGGUAAACCAUUUGAAAACAAGGGAAGUAAACCACCAUUUGAAAGCAGGGGUGGUAAACCAUUUGAAAACAGGAGUGGCAAACAAUUUCCAAACAGGGAACAAAAAUCUUUUGAUAGACCAGGAAACUCAUCUUUUUCUCGGAGCGGAAAUAAAUCGUUUGACAGUAAUCCUGGAAGGAAGCCCUUCAAUUCAACGCCAAGGCCCGGAUUUUCAAGCAAACCCCUGAGUGGACUUGUCCAGGGAAGUGGGAAACACAUCAAGUUCGACUAAAUGGAAAGCAUUUUUUCGCAGUUGGUUUAUUUUUAAAGAAUUCAGUUUUCAUUUGUUUCCUUCAUUACUACUAUUUUGUAAAUUUUGUAAGAAUGGUCAGUAUUGUCUUCAUAAAAAACAAUUGCUCAUGCUAAAACUCAUUUGUUUUCAUUUUCAUGAUAUUGGUAUGAAUGAUAUACAAUUUCAUACAUCCCAUAUUUCUGUAGACCUUUAUGCUCCUGAGAGGAUUUUAUUCAGAUGGAUUUUAAAAUAAGCGGAAUGGAUUUUUUUUUAAAAAGACACCUUAAAAACACUGCUUUGAAUAUAUAUAGAUAAGUAUUGAAUAGCAGUCUAGUCGUUUUUAUUUCCUCUCCUCCCCCAUCCCACUGAAAAACUGUAGAAUCUUUCGAAAUUUCAGGGAUAUUAUUUUUUCGCAUGUUAGCAGUUUCAUUGUAUAUUGUUUUGGCAUUCUUCAUUGAACAUGUAUAUGAUUUGGAGAGCAAUCGCUUUACAGAUUUCAUGUAAUUGUUUAAUGAUGAAAUAUUAUAUUUUAUGAAUGAAUAAUUAAUUCAUUGUCAUUUUUGUUCGCUAAAUAUGUUACUUCCAACUAAUAAAUGGUUGAACUAUA